UUCCUGUUCCUUUCCAUCGUUCGUUCAAGGGAGACAUGGCCGCCAAAUUCUGUUGCUGCUUGCCUUUGCGAUUGGGCGUAUUCAUCUUCACGCUCUUCCAGUUCCUGGUUAAUGGAGCUUCAGCCGCAUUUCUGUGGUUCGUUCUUUUCUCUCCGGAUACAGUUGACCAAUGGCAUGCCUUGGCCGAAUACGCAAGAAUCGCGGUCAUUGUAAUCGCGGCCGUGUACAGUUUCGUUUCACUCACCGGUCUUCUUGGCUUCUUGGGCGCUCUCUUCAGGAAGAAUGGAUUGGUGAAAACCUACUACGCCGUCCUCUGGAUCGAGUGGCUCUUCCAGAUCGGCAGCGGUAUCUGGUUCACUGUUACCUUCUUCAGGGCAAGACGCCGUGCCGACGACGAUGACUGCGAUGAUAUCUUCCCUGACGAGGACUUCGACUUCUGUGAAGGUUUGGAGAACCUGCAGAAAGUGCACCCUGCAUGGGUUAUCGCCCCCCUCGUGGUGUCCACGCUUAUCACUGCAUACGUGAUCUAUGUCACCCACCACUACAUCAAGCGCCUCAAGGAACAGAAAGAAAGCAAGAACUACCUGCGGUCGAACCCUGCUUACGUUCCUGUCCAGCAAAAGGGUGACGAAGGCCUCCCCUUGACUCAACCACAGAUGACCUACCCUUACACUGAUGGUAGCAACUCGUUUGGCUCCAACAAGCCAGCGACAAACACUGCCUACGAUCCUGUCCCCGUCAAAACGACUGUCUAAAUGGCUGUAGUUUGCAGUGAAUUCUCGCUUUCUUCGCAACUUAUACCAUGCAUACUUGGACUUGUUAUCGGACACUGUAGUGUACAUUUUUGUUUUAUCUAGCAUCAAAUUACUGUCUUCUAUCAUGUUGAACGC
Coprinopsis cinerea okayama7#130 is the source of this 890-nucleotide messenger RNA. RefSeq lists its product as hypothetical. The record is from RefSeq and is a predicted model, not a curated record. The transcript has 4 exons. Lineage: Eukaryota; Fungi; Basidiomycota; Agaricomycetes; Agaricales; Psathyrellaceae. The coding region runs from base 36 to 755 and encodes 239 amino acids.